Molecule: messenger RNA, 516 nt
Organism: Apaloderma vittatum (bar-tailed trogon)
Lineage: Eukaryota; Metazoa; Chordata; Aves; Trogoniformes; Trogonidae
Product: chromosome unknown open reading frame, human C15orf62
Exons: 1
Coding region: 1-516 (171 amino acids)
Source: RefSeq, a predicted model, not a curated record
AUGGAUACUUGGCGGAGAGGGUCCAUUAAGUCCACGACGUUCUUCAGACGUUUCUCACUCAGGAGACACAAAAAACUGGGCAACCAGGUCAUCAUCUUGAACCAGAACAGCGACGGGCAGUGCCAGAAGAGGGAAUGCUUGAGGGAUCUGAAGGACAAGUCCGAUUACCUGUCGUGUCAGAGCGAGCAAAACCUGGCCAAGGCACAAGCACCUCCCAAGCCUCCCCGGCUGUACCUGGACAGUUCCAGCUGCCCUAACAUCAUCGACCACACGGAUUCUCACUCCGACCUCUCCUUUUCUGGUGCUGCUCACCAAUACCACAAAGCCACUCAAACUCAGUUCCACAAGGACCAGGCUACAGACUGCGGGAGCUCAGAGGCGGGUUCCCAGAACGGCACCGCUCCUCCCGACCCCUCCGAUCCCUUCCUGUCCUUCAAAGUGGAUUUGGGGCUAUCGCUUCUCGAGGAUGUUCUGCAGACCCUCAGGAAACAGAACCCAAGGGAUUACGCCAUCUGA